Diaporthe amygdali is the source of this 867-nucleotide messenger RNA. RefSeq lists its product as uncharacterized. The record is from RefSeq and is a predicted model, not a curated record. Gene Ontology annotation, biological process: lipid metabolic process. Lineage: Eukaryota; Fungi; Ascomycota; Sordariomycetes; Diaporthales; Diaporthaceae. The transcript is spliced from 2 exons. Bases 1 to 867 code for a protein of 288 amino acids.
AUGCGUUCUCUGGCCCUUGUCAGCCUUAUUCUCUCCGGAGCGCUCGCGCAGAAGACGCCAGUGAGCACCGCUGUCUUUGAUCAGCUGUCUCGCUAUGCUCGCUUCGCCUCGGCUGCUUACAGCUCAGACUGCACUAAUCCACCUUUUGGCUCAACUGUCGAGAAGACAUUUGACGACACGGCCACUGAUACGCAGGUCACCCUGUUUCGCGAUGACAGCGCACAGGAGUAUAUCCUUUCAUUCAGGGGGACAUCCAGCGUCCAGGACUUUGUGACAGAUUUGGAACAGACUUUGGUGUCUUGCUCCGCAGCAGACGGAAUAUCCUGCCUUGGAUGUACAUGUGCUCAGGGCUACCUUGGCCAAUAUGUGUCUGUCCAAGACGACAUCGUCACCACUUUGACAUCAAGUCUUGCUUCAAAGCCGAGUUACAAGCUCAUUGUGACCGGCCACAGCAUGGGAGGUGCUCUAGCUUCUCUAGGUGCUGCGUCACUUCAGGGGCAGAAUUUCACCCUUACUGCAUACACCUACGGGCAGCCACGCACGGGGAACCAGGAUUAUGCAGACUACGUGGACAAAGUGUUCCCCGGGGGAAACACUAUGAUCCGGGCUACACAUUCGAACGACGGAGUUCCACAGAUCCCGGCCCAGUCGGACGGGUACCGCCACCAUACGACAGAGUACUGGCAGAGCGACGACUCAAAUUCGUCCUCAACGACCUUCCAGUGUACUGGCCAAGAGCCUCAGGACUGUAACCAGAGUGAGAAAGGUUACGGCAUUGGGAAUGGUGGGAUAGGUAUAAACGCUGCUCAUCUGACAUAUUUUGGAAUCAGCAUCGGCAAUCCCCUUUUCCCUAACGCAGCUUGCUGA